Molecule: messenger RNA, 3003 nt
Organism: Grosmannia clavigera kw1407
Lineage: Eukaryota; Fungi; Ascomycota; Sordariomycetes; Ophiostomatales; Ophiostomataceae
Product: phosphatidate cytidylyltransferase
Exons: 1
Coding region: 1-3003 (1000 amino acids)
Biological process (GO): dolichyl monophosphate biosynthetic process
Cellular component (GO): endoplasmic reticulum membrane
Molecular function (GO): dolichol kinase activity
Source: RefSeq, a predicted model, not a curated record
AUGCAAGCCGCCGACAGCAAGAAGGAGGACGAAACUGCCAGCGACCAUCGACAUCUGCCCGAAGCUCUCGUUGACCAUACGACCCAGCAGCGGUGGCUCUCGCGCUCGCCCCAUCCCUACCACCGCAACAGCACGACGUUACUGCACGCGUCGGACCGCCUGGCGUCUCUGUCGCCGUCGCGAGCACUGCGGCCUCGAUCGCAAUCCGAAUCGCAAUCGCAAUCGCACUUCCGAACACAAUCACAACCACAUGUCCGAUCACGGCCACAUUCGCGGUCACGAUCCCCGGCCCAUCCGGAGAACGCACCACCAUCCUACCGUUAUGCUCGACAGCUAGUAUUGUCGACGCCGGCCAGCGACAGCGGGUCCGAGGCGGACGACGAGCAUUUUCUAAAGGGUUUACCGGCACCCAAAGCCCGGCCACACAAGGGUCUGCGCGGCAUGAACGAGUCGUGGCUGUCGUCCUCGGGACUGUCGACGCCGCUGCUGUCCCCGGCACUGCUGCGAGGCGACACGGGAUGCAGUGAUGGUGGUAACAACCAGGAUCGUCGCCGACUACGUCAGCCUCUCGUCCACUCCGAAUUGGCCGACAUCCCAGCACAUCUGCCAGGUCGGGACAGUGCUGUUCGCAGCCGUCGAGGCCGCGAGAUUGUGCGCCGGUCCACGGAGUUACUGCUGCUGGUCGUGCUCGGCAGCCUGCUGUGCUCGCACCCAGACGCCCGGCCACUGAUUGUGCGGUGGCGACGGGAGCUGCGAGCGACGCUGGCCGUUGUGGUUGGGCUGUGCGCCGUGUAUCCACUGCGGGUUGCUGUCUGGACGUAUCGCGAGCGACAGCAGCGACAAGGACGUGGAGACACGUCUGCCGAUUCUGCCGAUGCUCGGCGCCCACUUCUCUACGUGCCGGCCUCGUUCGACCCGGCACCACUGCUCUACCCGCUCGCCAUUCCCGUGUUCGUGUCGCUGCUCCUGGCCACGCCGACGCUGGCGACUGCGCCGCUGCUGAACCUCAGCCUCGCCCUAUGCACCAUUCCGCGGCCGCUGGUGCCACUGGCCCUGCGCGGCGAGCUGUGCGCGUCCGUCCAGUGGGUGCUGUCUUGCGUGCCGAUGAUGGUGGCGCAACGGCAGCAGCAACAACAGCAAAACAUCCUUUCAGCGGAAACAGCAACGCUGCUCUACCCGCUGCACCAGAACCUCUGCUGGCUGCUGCAGGCGCUGACGACGACUAGCCUGCUGCCGGCAGAGCUGCAGCUACUGUCGACGGGCCUCAUCAACCUGCUGCUGCUGGCGGCGUCGCCGCAGGCGGUGAUUCUGCAAGCAGUGCUUUGGGGUGGUGGGCUCGGGCUGCUGGCCACAUGCAGCAUGGUGAUUCGCUGGGGCGUGACGUUGGCCCGCGUACCGCGAUGGCGAUUCCGGCGCGAGAUGAGCGGUAGUGGUGGUGGUGGCAGUAGCAACUCCGGGGUGGCAACAGCAGGAGGAUGGCCGCUGAUCUCGCCAAUGUUGGUGCUGGUGCGCUGGAUCAUGGCCGAGCUGGCAGUGACACGCCGCGCCCGUCUGGAAAUGAUGUUUGGGCCAGGCCCCGUGGACGACGAACUGGACGACGGCACAAACUCGGACGACUACAAGUUCUCGCAGGACGCGGCCAUGCUUUCCUCGGCAGCGGCGCUGCAGCUGUCGGACUCGGAUGGCGGCAAAGUGCGAUUGAAACGAAAGCGACGCAGAGAGCUGCCAGCCGAGAAGGGCAGCAGCCUCCACACGGCAGCAGCUACAGCCAUCGGGCUGCCGACCAAGACGCACACGCCUUCGGGGCGGCCGAAGCGGGCGAUGUCAUCGAGUGUGCGGGCGUACUUCUCGUUGACGCAGGCACAAGCAGGCCGGCGCCGGUGGCUGUACGCCGGCUACGUGUACGGCUGCAUCGUGGCGAUGAUCCUAGGGCCGAUUCGAUUGUACGUGAGCGAGCGGGCACUGCAGGGCCACGAGGCAGUCGGCUGGGCGAUGGGCUACCUGUUGGGCGAUGUGGACGGCUUCCGGUUGGAGGUGGUCAAGGCAGGCCUCGAGUACUGGGUAUGUCUGCCGACACGGACGCUGUCUUCGGCCUGUCAUCGCGGCUGGGUCGAGCAGGUGCGGCUAGGAUGGCUGGGAGCAGCGGGCACGCGGCUGGUGCUGCUGGGCUACUGGCUGGGGAUUCUGGUGGUAGGCCUGGCGGUGGUGUUGCGACUGUCGCCGGUAUACGAGGUGGACACGCGGCGCAAGGUGUUCCACUUCAUGAUGGUGGCGAUGCUAUUGCCAGCGACGUUUGUGGACCCGGCAUACGUGGCGCUGGCGCUGGCGCUGGUGCUGGCGGUGUUUCUGCUGCUAGACCUGCUGCGGGCGAGCCAGCUGCCGCCGUUGUCGCGGCCGAUCGCGACCUUCCUGACGCCUUACGUGGACGGCCGGGACUUGAGGGGGCCGGUGGUGAUCUCGCACAUCUUUUUGCUGAUCGGCUGUGCCAUUCCGCUGUGGCUGUCGCUGGGCAGCUUGGGAAGGGUGGGAGGAGGGGGAAACAGGGACGCGAAAGACUGCUCGACCGGUUGGGAGCUGCCGACGCGCGACGUCAGCAUGGUGGCCGGUGUGGUGUGUGUGGGCCUGGGAGAUGCGGCGGCAUCGCUGAUCGGAAGGCGUUGGGGCCGGCGCAAAUGGCUCUGGGGCGGUGGCAAGAGCCUCGAAGGCAGCGUGGCCUUUGCGACAGCCGUGUUUGCCGGUCUGAUGGUGGCCAGCUUCUGGCUGCGGCUUGGGCGGUGGCCAGUAACAGGAGAGGAGGGAAGGGGAGGAGGUCCGGGAGGAGGUCCUCUGGUCCUCUCGCUGCGCACAUUGCGAGCAGUCUGGUCACGGUCGUUGGAAGCGGUGCCGCGUGCAGGCAUGUGCGCUUCGGUGGCGAGCCUGACAGAAGCCGUGCUGACAGGAGGCAACGACAACGUGGUGGUGCCGGUGAUCCUGUGGACGUGUGUCAAGAGUGUUGGGUUGUAG